CCACCACGUUUUUCUCCUAUCCUCUUCCACCCCAUCGUUCUUUACACACUUCUUUUUUUUUUCUGUUUUAUUUUCUGAAAUUUUUACACACACAUUCACAGCAACGAAAGUCUCUCAAAAGAAAAAGACUUGGCACUAGAGAACCACAGUCGUUCACGUCGUCUUCAAGUGUAAAGACACCUUGACAGUAGCCCUUCUCUCAACUGUGUCGUGCGAAUCAAUCAGGAUAUAUUCAAUUUUAUGUUCAAACUUAGCAACAAGAAAAGUUUUGCGUAAGUGUUCCACAUGGAUUUGAACGAGCAAAACCGAAACAGAAGUCAUAAUGACACCACCGGCCACGCCGACCAAUAAAAUGCUUCAACAUAAUUUCGAUCAUCAUUCAGCGGAUGAAGAAGAUAUGGAAACUGAUGCCGCUUUGGAGGCUGUUGAAACUCUGCUCUCCUUUUCACGGGCAGCUACUUGUCAACAACAGGAAGCGGUCGGUAUGUCAUCGCUGAGCUCAUCCAGUGGCUCGUCAGAUGAAUCGCAAGAUCAGUGGGCUUCGAGCGACGACUCUAGCGACCAUCUUCAAUCUGCCAAGAGAUUGAUGUCAUGUACGCCACCAAGAACUCCAAGUCCUAGCGUUACUUCAAUGCCCGUUUCUGUCAUCAUGAUCGGAAAAAAGGAUGGAACUGCAGAGCCUGUGAUUCAACAGGAAUCCAAUAAUCAACACGAGGAGGCUGGAAAUAACAAGGAGAAAUUAAUGGGAGGUCCUGCAUUGCCAGGUCGUGAAAUAAUAUUUGUCGAGAACAAGAACACCAACCGACAUUUACGAAAUGCUCAUUUCGGAACGGAACAGAUCUUUGUAGCUAACAAAGACACUAACCGGGAAACACGCGAAAUAACCAAUCACAAGCCACCACCGAAUAAUAGUUAUAAUGAAAAUACUAGUGAUUUAAUUGUGCAGCAAUUUCCUGUAUCUCGUUUUGUACCUGAAAUGAUUACUUCUUCUACUAUGUCGGCAACUUCUCAGGCGAUCCCGAUAAAAUCGCCAGUGGCCAUCGCUCCCAAAUUGAUGCUGAAUGGCACAACUCUGGGUAAUUGUAAUGUAAUCAAUGGAACGUCAGCGACUCGAGUCAUACCGGUCGUGCCAUUGGGUGCUCCCGGUGCUGAUGGCUCUAUGGGUACUUCUGGCACCACUCUUUUCCUGGCCCCCUGUGAUAACAACGGACAAAUAACGCAUUUUGUAUUGACGACAGCUGGCAUCCCAUCCAUGACCCUCAUCGCUCCAAAUAAGAUGGAAAGGGAAGCGGAUAAACGUCGGCGUAUUUAUGAAUGCCAAUUCAAAGGAUGCGGCAAAAACUAUUUCAAAUCAUCUCAUUUGAAAGCUCACAUGAGGACUCAUACUGGUGAGAAACCUUUCGUCUGCAGCUGGGACGGAUGUGAUCGCCGCUUCUCGCGUUCGGACGAACUGUCCCGUCACAAACGCACUCAUACUGGCGAGAAAAAAUUCAGUUGCCCGGUUUGCCAGCGUCGUUUUAUGCGCUCUGACCACUUGACCAAGCACGUCCGCCGUCAUGCCCGCGAGCAGAAACCAAUGGCUUGGCAACUGGCCACUCGCAAACUCGCCUCAGCCAGUUCUACUUCUUCUCCUGCUCAUGCUACUACCAAUGCUGCCAGCCCUACAGUGGCUUCUCAAUUGAUCCCGGCGCAGAUUAUCCUGUCCGCCUCAACUGCCAUUCCCUCAAAUUAAAACAACACACAAAAAAAGCAAAAGAUGAUGAAAUGUUUAUUAUUUUUCGAAAUCUUUUUCCUGGGGAGGGGGGUGUAGUAGCAUGUUUAUUUGUUAAAAAUAAAGGGCGGGACCUCGGGAGACAGUAUAUAUGUAUAUAUAUCUACUGUCUACGGUAGGUCAGUAGGUUAUCUCUUAAAAGCAUAACAGCAGCAAAAAAGCAGCAGAGGGGGCGGAUAUUUUCAGUGAUAUGUCGAACCCGUGAAAUGUUUUCAGUUGAUGGCGUUUUUCAAUUGUUAAAAUUUGCCGUUGACCACAUUGUUUUUGUUAUUCGUUCGAGCUGUUGAGCUUGUUCAAACAUUUAUAUUCACAAUUUAUAAUGAUUACUGCCGAGCUAAACAAUAAUUGUGUUUCGAAUGAAUAAUGGAAGAUGGACAUAAUAAAUUACGAUAUUGAUCAAGAAAAAA
Molecule: messenger RNA, 2178 nt
Organism: Daphnia magna
Lineage: Eukaryota; Metazoa; Arthropoda; Branchiopoda; Diplostraca; Daphniidae
Product: Krueppel-like factor 10
Exons: 7
Coding region: 323-1732 (469 amino acids)
Biological process (GO): regulation of transcription by RNA polymerase II
Molecular function (GO): RNA polymerase II cis-regulatory region sequence-specific DNA binding; DNA-binding transcription factor activity, RNA polymerase II-specific
Source: RefSeq, a predicted model, not a curated record